AUGGCGUCAGCAUCCUCAUCCGAUGAUGAAAUGAAAAAGAAAAUCCACCGCAAACGAAAAGCCAAUUCCGAAUCCAGAAACGAACGUGGCCCACCGACGAUUAGAACCUUAAAGCAAUACACCAUUGAAGAAAAAUUGGAGAUUAUCAAUUUUGCCAAACAAUCCGGGAACCGCGCGGCUGGUCGUGAAUAUAAUGUGGCUGAGAGUAGCAUUCGGGAAUGGAGGAAAAAUGAGGAGCGAUUGAGAGCCACCCUCCAGAAUGAGCCGAGUCGGAAUCGUUUGGUUGGAGGUGGCAGGAAGCCCACAGAACGACGUGGAGAUGAUUCAGAGAAUCCGGAGCCUGAACCCAUCCAAGUGCCACUUUCCCUUCGCUUGAUGGGUGAAGACACGAUGAACUCUACCGGAUCGUCCUCCUUGAACACUAGCAGCGAUCCGUCAACGACCCCGUCACCUAGCCAUUCUGAUGAAAAACGAGCCCGUGUUGAAGUCGAGAAUAUAAAUGUUUGUUCUAAUGAUUUUAUUGGCAAACUCACCAUGGCUGGAGCACCAACUAUGGUCCACCCAACCCCAUUCGUCAUCACUCCUCCCAACCUCCUCGAGUUCUUCAAGUUCCAGAACCCAGCCUUCCUUGGCAUGCCCAAUCUCGCGCCACUCCUCGAGAAUCUUCAACAGAAAAUGCGCGCCGCACCAGUCGCACCGCUGCCAAAACGCCCGGCCCCAUCCGCAGCAAGCCGUCGCAAAACUACCGUACCCAAAAAGUUGGUAAUGGAAAACGAGGAACAGCUGCCGGUGGUA
Molecule: messenger RNA, 795 nt
Organism: Mesorhabditis spiculigera
Lineage: Eukaryota; Metazoa; Nematoda; Chromadorea; Rhabditida; Rhabditidae
Source: the annotation of a GenBank genome assembly